Molecule: messenger RNA, 1348 nt
Organism: Moneuplotes crassus
Lineage: Eukaryota; Ciliophora; Spirotrichea; Euplotida; Euplotidae
Source: the annotation of a GenBank genome assembly
UAUUGAGGUUCCCAUAAAAGAUGGCUCUGAAACUGAUUUACAGAUGUCUGAAUCUAUUGAUAUUACAUUCUAUGGCUACAUUGCGUAUUAUAGCAUCAUCGUAAUGGUCUGAUCGUUCCUAAUAGUAACCCAUUCGUUAAGGCUCGUAAGAGAAUUCAAAAGAAAUCUAAAGGACAUUUUUAGGAUAAUUCAGAUCUUCCUGUUGAUCGAAUACUUGGUAUCACUAAUGAUCAUCGAUGGAGUGAGAUUUAUUAAUAACUUUAAGUAUUAUACCAAGUCGACCUUUGCUUACACCUUGGUUGGCUUCUAUUUAUCAGACCUUACAAAUAUAACUUGUUGGGUGACUCUGAGUAUUCACACGAAGUACUAUACAAACAGAGAAGGUCAACCGAGAAAUAAUUGAGAAAUAGAACCGAUUCAGAUGGAACUUAAAUUGAGGAAAAUUAGGAAAUAUGAGUACUUCAUCAUGCUCCUGGUGAUCACCUACAUUGUAGUUUCUUGUACUGCUAUUUUGGGAUUUAAUAUCAGUUAUUAUAUUUUCUACGAUUGUUCAGAUUGUAGUGAACACCAUAACUCUUUGGAGCAAAAUUGUGAAAGCAAAUGCUUAAAGGCGUAUCAAAUGUAUCAAUACCUUUCCAACUCUACCUCAAUUAUUGGAGCUGUGGUAGUAAUUCUAAAAGUGAUGGUGACGUGGUAUGUGCUUUACUUGCUCAAAAAUCAUCUCAAUUUUUAUUAUAAACUCAAGAAGAACAAAAUCAUAGCUGCGAUGUUUCUAUCUAUAGCUGCUAAUAUCACGAUGGUGUUGUAUAGCUUCGUUCCUAUGUUCUCAAGAAUUGAUUUGAAAAGCCAUUACGAUGAUAAAAUUUCAAUGAGUUUAGUGCAAUUGUCGUAUGGAAUAAUCCUACCACUCAUCUUCAGGCUUUUACCAAUAUUUUUACUCGUCGUUAACAUCCAGGGGAUGUACUUUUUAUCUUAUAUGAAGAAUAUAAUGAAGGGGUGAAACAUUGGAAAUUAUCUUAAGGAUGCCUCUAUUUUUAUCAGAUCUAGUAAGAAGUGCAGGUGCUUCGAAGAUGAGAGUGAAAAGUCCUGAAUCAUGACUAAUAAUAAAUCCUGUUUGCUCAUGGAAGAUAAUGAAGAUUCACAUGAGGCUUCUUGCCAUAGUAAAAAUUCAUUUUGAAAUACCCAUGCUAAUAGCCUUAUAAUUUCAGAAGUAUGCACAGAAAAUUCAGAAAAUUUUGACCUCUACAAGAAAGAGUAUGAAAAUUUUAUGAGAUCAGAUAAAAACCUUUGAUCCACUUUUAGAGAGGAUUAUAGCUCUGCUUAUUAACCUAAUUUUUUAUUUUCAAUC